AUGACAUAUUGUGUCAAUAAUGUUGCAAAAUGCUUAGAGAUCUUGAUGGUCAGCAGAUCAUCGACCGUUAGUAAUCGUCGUAACUUCUGUACCUACUACAACUCUAAAGACAAUCAACAACACUACGACAUCUCAGAGUUAAAGAAAUACAGUGAAAACGAAAAUCAAGUCGAGAAAUAUUUAGAUAAAUAUAAUAAACAUCAAACUUUAAUGCCAUUUUAUAAUAAGCACAGUAUAGCAUUACCAACAGUUUUUGGAUUGUACCCAAGAACUCCACUUGGUACUUUUGUUGCACCAUCUGCUAGUGUCAUUGGUAACGUUGUUCUUUGUUAUGGUUCCUCUGUAUGGUACAACUCUGUGAUUAAAGCCGAUGUAAACUUAAUUCAUAUUGGAAACUUUACCAAUAUUCAAGAUGGUACUGUCAUAAGAGAAGCUGCCAGACCAUUAUCAUUGGAUCACGACGGUUCAACUAUCAUUGGUCAUUAUUGUACAAUUGGUCACAACUGUGUACUCGAAGCUUGCACUGUUGAAGAGAACUGUUUGAUCGGUAUGGGAUCUGUUUUGGAAGCAGGAUCAUACGUAGAGACAAACUCUAUUUUGGGUGCAAACUCAUUGUUGCCAAAGGGUGCUAGAGUACCAACUGGUGAGUUGUGGGCAGGUAGACCAGCCAAGUUUGUUCGUAAAUUAACAGAUGAGGAGAUGAUCGAUAUUCACAAUCAAGCUGCACAAUAUCACAAAUACUCUCAAAGUCAUCACCAAGACUUAGGUUUACACAAUCCAUCCAGUGCAUACGUCGAUGCCGAGAAUCAAGGUAUCGAAGUAGGUUUCAAGGGUGAAUACUUUUAA
Molecule: messenger RNA, 846 nt
Organism: Heterostelium album PN500
Lineage: Eukaryota; Evosea; Eumycetozoa; Acytosteliales; Acytosteliaceae
Product: gamma carbonic anhydrase family protein
Exons: 6
Coding region: 1-846 (281 amino acids)
Source: RefSeq, a predicted model, not a curated record